Messenger RNA from Staurois parvus, 350 nucleotides. NCBI's taxonomy places the organism in Eukaryota, Metazoa, Chordata, Amphibia, Anura, Ranidae. The record is from the annotation of a GenBank genome assembly.
CUAGGCAUGCAUACUGUUUCUACAAAUAUUUGUGAAAAAAUGGGUCACUCUCUGGAGCUCAGUGAAUUCAAGCAUGGUACCGUGAUAGGUUGCCAUCUGUGCAAUAAGUCCAUCCGUGAAGUUUCCUUGCUACUAAAUAUUCCAUGGUCAACUCUUAGUGGUAUCAUAACAAAGUGGGAGCAACUGGGAAUAACAGCAACUCAGCCUCUGCCAGUGGACUUUAGAGCAGUAUAGACUUGUUCUCUGGAGUGAAAAAUCACGCUUCUCUGUCUGGCAAUCCCAUGGGCGUGUUUGGGUUUGGCAGUUGCCAGGAGAACAGCACUUGCCUGACUGCAUUGUGCCAAGUGUAA